Zychaea mexicana is the source of this 628-nucleotide messenger RNA. Its product is annotated as casein kinase II, regulatory subunit. The record is from RefSeq and is a predicted model, not a curated record. Lineage: Eukaryota; Fungi; Mucoromycota; Mucoromycetes; Mucorales; Lichtheimiaceae. Bases 52 to 561 code for a protein of 169 amino acids. The transcript is spliced from 3 exons. Gene Ontology annotation, cellular component: protein kinase CK2 complex; cytoplasm. Gene Ontology annotation, molecular function: protein kinase regulator activity.
CGCCUCUCGACACACACGUACAUAUUCUUGGACAAUCUCAAAGAUAAAAGCAUGGACGACGACGAGGAAAUGCACGACUCUUCUAGUACAACCAGUAGUCAACCGCAAUCGUGGAUCAAGUGGUUUUGUUCGCUUGCUAGUCAUGAAUACUACUGUCAAGUCGACGACGAUUUUAUUGAAGACGGCUUCAAUUUGACUGGACUAGUGCAGCAAGUGCCCUUAUACAAGGAGGCUCUAGAACUAAUUCUCGACAUGGAACGCGAAGAAGACGAAAUGAGCUCCACGAUACCCGACGUCAGCAUAGUGCAGCCGCAUGCAGAGUUGCUCUAUGGGUUGAUUCAUCAGCGUUAUAUCAAUACCAAGGCCGGACUUUCUCAAAUGCUGUACAAAUAUAAUUCAGGACACUUUGGGGCAUGUCCACGGUAUUUUUGUGAGAAGAUGCCAAUGCUACCGGUGGGUCAAGGCGACCAACCCAAUGUAGGGCCUGUCCGGUUGUAUUGUCCAAAUUGCAAGGAUAUUUAUAUGUGCAAUGGCAAGUAUGCGAAUGUGGAUGGUAAGUGACACUAUUUUAAGAUAACGAAAAGAAGAAAAUGCAUCCAUGCAUGCACCCCGCAAAAAAAAUUCAAUU